Hansenula ciferrii is the source of this 1380-nucleotide messenger RNA. Its product is annotated as Latrophilin-3. The record is from RefSeq and is a predicted model, not a curated record. Bases 1 to 1380 code for a protein of 459 amino acids. Gene Ontology annotation, biological process: adenylate cyclase-activating G protein-coupled receptor signaling pathway. Gene Ontology annotation, cellular component: plasma membrane. Gene Ontology annotation, molecular function: G protein-coupled receptor activity. The transcript has a single exon. Lineage: Eukaryota; Fungi; Ascomycota; Saccharomycetes; Phaffomycetales; Wickerhamomycetaceae.
AUGACUAUUCUGGAUAAUAUUCAUAUAGCUGCUACUCAAGCUUAUAAGGAGAAACAUAAAGCUGGGAUGAGAUAUUCCCCAGAAACAUUUUCACAUUAUCAAUUAGAUGUCUUAAGGGUGAUUUGUAUUGUUAGUUCUUCAAUAUCAAUAUUAUCAUGUUUUUGCACAUUUUAUACUUAUGGUGCAAUUCACCCUAAAAGAAAGAAGUUUAGACAUCAAUUAAUUUUUUUCUUGAUUAUAUUUGAUUUCUUAAAAGCUUUAUCAAUAUUAUUAUAUCCUAUUCUGUCAAUGGUUAGGAAAACUACUCAAAUUGGUCCUAAAACUAUAAAUUUCCUGGGAUUUUUCACUGCUUUAUCCAUUGAAGGUGGUGAUUUAGCCAUCUUAUCAUUUGCAGUUCAUACAUUAUUAUUAAUUUUUUACCCUCAAAGAACUGGUGGAUUAUAUUUCAUUAGAUAUUAUGUUUAUGUCUUUUCCGUAUUAGGACCAACAAUAUUGGCAUGUUUAGCAUUCAUUAAUGAAGUUGGUUAUGUGGAAUUAGAUAUUUGGUGUUAUAUGCCUGAGAGACCAACUUGGUAUAGAAUGGUGCUAAGUUGGGCACCUCGUUAUGCUAUAAUGUUGGCAAUUUUAAUAAUUUAUUCAACAAUAUAUUUUUAUAUUAUGAAACAAUUGAAAAGUCUUGAAGAUCAACAAAGAACAAUGAAUAAUUCAAAUGCAACUGAAUUUAAUUUACAAACUGGAUUUCAAUUAGAUAAUGAAGAAAAAUUAAAAACUCGUUACAAGAUUAUUGCAAGACAAACAAAAUUUAUUUUCCUUUAUCCAUUAGCUUAUUUUAUAUUAUGGAUCCUUCCAUUAGUUGGAAAUUCAUUACGUUUGGAUUUAAAAUCAAAUUAUGGACUUUCAGUUUUAAUUUCGUUCAUGCAACCUUUUAAUGGUACUAUAGAUACUUUAGUUUAUCUUUAUCGUGAAAAACCUUGGACUUUAACAUAUUCAAAUACACCAAAAUCUCCAUUUGCUUCUGAAGAACAUAUUUCAAAAUGGAGAACUUAUCUAAGUUGGUUACCAUUAUAUAAAAUCCCAAGUGAAGAAUCAAGAAGAAAUCAAACAUUUGAUGAAAAUUUACAAAAAAAUAUAAAUAUGGUUAAUGCAUUAAAUCCAGAAGAAUUCUUGAGGAAAGAUUCUAUUAUAGAUGAUUUGGAAAAACAUCAAGGUGGUGAAAAUUCAAGUAAUUCCACUGCAACUAAUAUUAAUUUAAGAUCAAUGGAUUUUAAUAAUCAUGAUUAUUCAGAACAUGAUCAUGAUCAUUCAAAUAUUCAAUCAAAUAAUUCGGAAAGUGAUGAUGAAAUUGAUAUGUUGGAUUUUUUAAAUAAAGGUCCCCAAUAG